AGAAGUAAACAAAACCAGAUGACAGUGAGAUUUUGCAAGAUGCAAGCUUAUUCAGUCAGUUGUGUUCCAACAAGUGUAAAAAUCAUGUCUUAUAAUCUAAUUUAUCUGCUGACUCUGAAUACUAGUUAAAGAUUUGAGUUGUGAUAAUAUUUUUAUUAGCUUUUUAUUCAUUCUCUUAUAUUGUUUGAUGAAGCAAUCAUCUUUGAUAGCAUUUUUUUUCUUAUUCUUCUCGUUCUUCCUCUCUCCAUUCUUCUGUUGCAAUCACCAUUCCCUUAAUAGAUGAUGAUGGAAAAUGAUUGUGAUGUUAUUAUUAUCGGUGCUGGUAUUGCCGGUGUCUCAUGUGCCUAUCACUUGAUUGUAGACCUCAAUUACAAAGGAAAAGUGGUCCUGUUAGAGGCUCGUGAUCGGAUUGGAGGUAGGAUUGUUGGUGAUACGAUUGGUGGGGUAAACAUUGAGCUUGGAGCCAACUGGAUUCAUGGUAUAAUAAAUAAUCCCAUGUAUAACCUUGCUGCCAAGCACAACCUGAUCGAUCCGUUGGAUAUCAAUAAUGUUAGUAACAAAGAUGAGUACAGUCGGAUGGGUGCAUUAACAUCCAAUGGCGACCCAAUUCCGUAUAAGGUAAUUGUCUCUGUUUACAAGGUGUACUUCUCCAUGUUGAAGCAAUGUGAAAACUUUUAUGUGGCAAUUAAGAAGGGAAAUGUUUUUGAGGAUCAAUCAAAUGAUUCAGUUGGUCUCUGGAUGAAAGACAGGAUUGAAAAAUAUCUUUCUACUGUAAAUGAAAAUGAGCGCACUUUAACAGCAUCAAUUUUCAACAAUUUCCUUGCUCGAGAGACAUGCAUUUCUGGCUGCCAUUCAAUGGAUCAAGUGUCGCUACCCUAUUUUGGUGCCUAUGAGGAAUUGCCUGGAGGAAAUGUAAUUGUACCUGAUGGUUAUGUUCAAAUAAUAAAUUGUUUGCUGGAAGAUAUUCGUUUAAAAUUGCAACAGAAAUCGAGAAAUGAAAAUUUUCAAUUGAUAGUAAAUCAACCUGUAACAAAGAUUCGUUGGCCAGGCAUUGGUUCAACAUCUGACGAGUUUGCCAAAGUAAUCACCAGCUCAGAUACAGUUUAUCGGUGUCGCCAUGUUGUUACAACCAUUCCCUUAGGUGUUCUGAAAGCCUGUCACAAUCAAUUGUUUGACCCACCGUUGCCCCAGUACAAAAUUGAUUGCAUUGAACGAAUGGGAUUUGGAACUGUAGAUAAAAUUUUCCUUGAAUUCAAUGAAUCAUUAUGCCCUAAAUUUAUCGACAGUGCAUUAACUGAAAUUAUUAUCUGCUGGUUACCACAGGAUCUAGAAAACAUGAGUUGGGCUAGUAAAAUGUACUCGAUAUCUAAAAUUGGUGAUCGCUGUUUAAUGGUUUGGUUAUCUGGAGAGGAAGCACAAACCAUUGAAAAAAUGGACUUUUCAAAAUUAAAAAGUGACCUUAUCAAUGCUGUAAAGAAAAUUUUAAAGGCGCCAGACUUGCCUGAUCCUGUAAACAUAAUUCCAACUCGCUGGCAUCAGGAUCCCUUUUCACGAGGUUCAUAUUCCUUUAUUUCAGCUCAAUCGUGUGUAGGUGACAUUGAAAAAUUAGCACAACCGAUUUACUCAAAUCCAGCUCAGGAAAAGCCUAAUUUGUUAUUUGCAGGGGAAGCCUGUCAUACAUCUUACUUUUCAACAACACAUGGAGCAUUUUUAACUGGACGAAAAGCUGCCCUUUAUCUGGUUGAUUCAGACGAGAAUUCGAUCAAAGAAGUUGAUCCUUCGAAAAAGCUAUGCAAUUUAUAAUUAACUAGAUGUUGAGUUUUUCUCAAAAAAAAUCGAGACGCAUUCCAAUUGUUGUUUUAAAUGAAUAAUACAUUUGCUCUUUCAUCACGCACAUCAUUACUUGUAUUAUGACCUGGUAUUAUUGUUGAUGGAAUGAUUUACCGCUGCAAAACCUAGACUGACCACAGAUACUGUUUAAUGUUUUUUUACCUUAGUAUUUGUAGUAAUUUAAUUGAUUAAAUUUGAUCUAUGAAGAA
Messenger RNA from Tetranychus urticae (two-spotted spider mite), 2039 nucleotides. RefSeq names its product peroxisomal N(1)-acetyl-spermine/spermidine oxidase. The record is from RefSeq and is a predicted model, not a curated record. Lineage: Eukaryota; Metazoa; Arthropoda; Arachnida; Trombidiformes; Tetranychidae. Gene Ontology annotation, molecular function: polyamine oxidase activity.